AUGGCCAAAGCUCUCAAGCUGGCAUUUUCUAUUCCUUCGAAGCUUGUUUCUGUUGGAAGCACUAAAGCUCUGGCUAUUCAGAAUACGGCGAAACUGUGCCGAUAUUUUACAUCAUCGUCAAGGACACCAGGCACGCUGGCGUCGUCCGUGUUGACGAAGACGCCGCUGCACACGCAAAGAUGUGGCUGUGUUGUGUGUCGAGGGAACAGUAUUGCACGCUAUAGCACAGAGGUUGAUAGUGAAAUUUCCAAGUUCUUGGAGAAGGAAAUUAAAUAUGAGACCUCAAAAUCAAGCGACAAAUUACCCAAGAUUUCUGGCUUUGACAUUCAAACGGACGGAGCAGAUGUUACAUUAACAAAAACCAGUGGCUCAGAAAAGGUUGUUGUGAAACUGAGCAUAAAUGGUGCUGUAGACUCUGCCCCCACUCAGGAUCCACAAGGCAAGCAAGAAGAAAACCCUCAGAUUGUCUGCAGACCUCCAUUUGAGGUGGAGAUUACCAAAGGAAGCACAGUAUUAGCCCUUCAGUGCAACUUCCCUUCUCCUGAUGCUGUUUAUGAGGAAGGAAGUCAAAAAGAAGGCGAACAGAUUGACGACCAGUUUGAAAUUGAAGAAGUUGCAAUUCAUAGCGGAGAGUGGAAAGACACAACUUACUCUGUUUCUGCUGCAACAAUGGAUGCUGAGCUGUUUGAUCUGUUGAUGGACAUGCUUGACGAGCGAGGAAUUAAUGACGAAUUCAUUACACAGCUGGUUAAUUUCUGCACAGUGUACGAGAACAAACAGUACAUCAACUUUCUCCAGAGCUUGAAAGCCUUCGCUGAAAAAUAA
Candidula unifasciata is the source of this 825-nucleotide messenger RNA. The record is from the annotation of a GenBank genome assembly. NCBI's taxonomy places the organism in Eukaryota, Metazoa, Mollusca, Gastropoda, Stylommatophora, Geomitridae.